This is a messenger RNA of Phlebotomus argentipes, 2039 nucleotides long. It is a transcript of the gene GCS2beta, whose product is annotated as glucosidase 2 subunit beta. Gene Ontology annotation, biological process: N-glycan processing. Gene Ontology annotation, cellular component: glucosidase II complex. NCBI's taxonomy places the organism in Eukaryota, Metazoa, Arthropoda, Insecta, Diptera, Psychodidae. Bases 139 to 1761 code for a protein of 540 amino acids. The transcript is spliced from 4 exons. Gene Ontology annotation, molecular function: protein binding; calcium ion binding. The record is from RefSeq and is a predicted model, not a curated record.
UUUGACAAGUGGCGUUGCGCUGAAACGUCAAUCCCCGGUUUUUCCACGUAAAAAAUACCUCAACUUUAGCAAUUUUACUUAUUCCCUGCGCCAGGCGGCAUAUCCGACGUUCCGUAGUCACAAUCCACUGCACAUAAUAUGCGGGUAAAGGUGGAGAGUAUAAUCCUUACACUCACCGUUGUUGAUAUUUUUGGUGGUUAUGUGCUGUCGGAGAUUCCACGACCGCGGGGAGUCUCGAUCUCCAGGGCGGCUCUGUACGCCCCCAACGCGGAUAACACCUUCGUCUGCUUGGACGGCCUGAAGACCAUCCAGUACGGCCAGAUCAACGACGACUACUGCGACUGUGCCGACAGCAGCGACGAGCCUGGCACGGCGGCGUGUCCGGACGGGCAGUUUCACUGCACAAAUGCCGGCCACAAGCCCAGAACCAUACCCAGUUCCCGGGUGAACGACGGUAUCUGUGACUGCUGUGAUUCCUCAGACGAGUACAAUUCCAAUGCCAAGUGUAUUAAUAAUUGUAGCGAAUUGGGCAAGGAGGAUCGCCUGCGCGAGAAGCAGAAGGCAGAGUUGGCCAAGAUGGGCAGUCAAAUGCGGGCCGAAAUGGUGCGCAAGGGAAAAGCACUGCGCGAGGAGCACAAGAUUCGCCUCGGGGAGCUGGAGAGAUCUCGCUCCGAGGCGGAAUCGCUGAAGCAGGAGCGCGAGAAGAUCAAGCAGGAUGCCGAGGAGUUGGAGAAUGCCGCUCUGCAAGUGUACCGAGAUGCCGCCGAAGCGGAGAAGCGCGAGCGCGACGAGCAGGAGGCGGAGAAGAACAAAGCGGAAGCCGAGGAGACGUUCAAGAAGUACGAUUCCAAUCAAGACGGUGUGAUUGAGAUUGCCGAGUUGCAGACACGCAUCGCCUUCGAUCGCGAUCGCGACGGACAGGUGAGUGUGGAAGAGGCGAAGUUCUUCCUCGAGGAGCAGGAUCAGAUCGACUUGGAGACUUUCGUGACACUCGCGUGGCCGCGGAUCAAGCCUUUCCUCAUGCUUGAUUCGGGACUAUUCAAGCCGCCGGCGACGGAGGAGGAGCAGCAGCAGCAGCACGCCGAUGAGGAGCAGUAUGGGCAGGACGGAGAACCCAUUGAUGAGGAAGGCCAGUUCGAGGAGGAGGAGGAAGAGGAGGAAGAAACGGGCGAAGGCGAGGUGGAGCCUGUCGAUGAUGGCGCGGAUGAUGAUGCUGAGGAAAUCAUCCCACCGGCACAGGAAUACGAUCCGGAGACACAGAAGCUGGUCGAGAUGGCCAACGAGGCGAGAAAUCAGUUUUCCGUCGCCGAUCGUGAACUCAGGGAAAUCGACACGGAGUUGCAGAACAUCAAGGACGCUAUCGAGAAGGAUUACGGCGCGGAGGAUGAAUUUGCUCCGCUGAAUGGCGAGUGUUUCAAUUACGAGGAUCGCGAGUAUGUCUAUAAACUCUGUCUCUUCGAUCGCGCCAGUCAACAGCCGCGCUCCGGAGGAUCGGAGACGAGAUUGGGAACGUGGGACAAGUGGACCGGAAGACAGAAUAUCUACUCCACGAUGCUGUACUCGAACGGAGCGUCGUGCUGGAAUGGUCCACAGAGAUCCGCCACGGUGCACAUAGAGUGCGGCCUCGACACGAGGAUCACGGGUGUGUCGGAGCCGAAUCGCUGUGAGUAUGUUUACGUCCUGGAAACGCCAGCUGCCUGCAGCCUGCCCACCGCCGGAAAGGAUCCGUCCGAUCGAGCGGACGCGCACGAUGAGUUGUAAAAGAGUUGCCACACACACAAGACUACAAGUGAUAUUUGUCAUUUUCGCAAAGAACGCGCAGUCAAGAAAUCGAGAGAUAGAGAGAGAUUCAUUCUAAUUGAUUCGUAUUUGUCACAUGGAAAAGCGAACAAGGGAAAUUAUAGAAUUCUGAUAGACGAAAAUCAUUCCUUUUGGUGUGCGUGUGGUUUCUCCUUUCCAUCUAUUUCAAUAUAAAUAAAUUGUGUAAAAGAUGGAGGUGAAUAAAAAAUGAUUAUUGAUUGAUAAAAGGAAGUUGUUUU